Molecule: messenger RNA, 3972 nt
Organism: Suillus fuscotomentosus
Lineage: Eukaryota; Fungi; Basidiomycota; Agaricomycetes; Boletales; Suillaceae
Exons: 14
Coding region: 1-3972 (1323 amino acids)
Source: RefSeq, a predicted model, not a curated record
AUGUCACGCCGCCAUGCUGAAAAGCACUCAAAGCAAGAUAUGCACAUUCGCCGUGCCAAAAACAUCAAGAAAAGGCUUUCUGAGACCAGAAAGCCACGUGUCUCUGCUGCAGCGCCUGUUAGCCCUGAUCCUUCACUCUCCCCUGCUGGUCACGAUGACUUCAGCAUCGAUUUCAAUUGCAUGGAUAAUACAUCCAUCAACAUGCAAGCUGAUAGACCGUCUGUGGUGCCUGAGACAGAUUCUGAGUAUCCGUUAGCGGAUCUCUGGAAUCAGAUCGUCAGCAGUCGACAACUCCAGCUUGAUGGUGAAUUCCUGGACCUGUUUGCUGAGCUUCAGGCGUCUGUUGCCUCGGGACACAUUGCCAUCUCGACGCCCAUCAUUCCCACAAACAAAACAUGUGAACUUGUCGACGACAGUGCAUCUGACUUCGGUAUUGAAAUUCCUGUAUUUUCAGACGACCCGCUUCUUGAACCAGCAAUCAAAAACUUAGUCGUCUCUCCAGAUCAUCCCUUGUAUCCUUGGCCAUCGAAAGUGCAUUUCAUCACAUCUCUUUUGUUUAGCUCCCCACGCCUUCCAUUCUCUGAAGUUCAAAAGAAGGCGGUCUUGAGCUGGGCCAAGGAACUCGGUGUCCAGAAUCUUCCUUCGCUUGGCGCGAUGAAGAAAUGCCAAAGUCACCUGCAGUAUCUCGUUGGCGAUCCGACUGAAAAGGUUACGUCUCACUCCGGCAACACAUUCUACAUCAAUAAUAUUGCCAAAGCAAUUGCGAAGGACUAUGCUAAUCCUCUCACCCGCCUUGCGAUGCAGGACUAUCCGGAGGAUGGCGGAAAGGCCAUGUCGCAAGUAUUCAAUGGGAGGAAAAUGUUGCUCGAUCUCCCGUCGCCACCAGCGGUUCAGGUGAACAGGACCGUGUACUUCACGGAUGAAUUGUUGCAGGAGUCUUCGGGAGGUUAUUUUAUUCCAAACCGAUUCUUUCUAGCUGCUGGUGACACCCCCGCUGAUACCACCGAAUCCUGCGAUAAAGUGCUAUAUGCAUUGGGUCGAGCUGCUCAAUGGACAGAGGCUGGGUUCAUUGUAAGUGACGAGGAGGAGAUCAUCCCUACGUCUAUGUUUACACACUUGUUUGGAGACAUUGCCGCAACCUGCGGCAAGCUUGAUUGUGGGCUGAUGGCAUCUUCCAUCAAGUACGCGUCGCUUUCACCCAAUCCGCUGCGAGAAAAGUCGAGAGGUCGAAUGGUGUAUUCCGUUCCCUUAAUCAUUUUUAUGGACGAUGUUUCAGGUAAUAUCUCGAAGCAGUGGAACAAGCAUCACGCUAUAUACAUGUCCAACGCGAAUUUACCUCGUGAGAUGCUCGAAAAGGAAUUCUUUGUGCAAUUUGUUUCAUCCUCUCCUCAUGCUCCGCCUAUGGAAUUGAUGCGGGCCAUGAGAGAAUCUAUUUCUGAUGCAGCACAAUCUGGCGUCAUCGUGUGGGAUUGCAAGUACAACGAGGAGGUUAUGCUCAUUCCAUAUGUGCUAUUUCUCGCUGGAGAUAAUCCGAUGCAGGCUGAAGAAUGUAGCCACGCGGGCCUCAAUUGCAACUAUUUCUGCAGGACAUGCAAGGUUGGUGGAACAAAAGAGUACAAGGAAUCUGAAGCUGGCUACAACACCAUUUUUACGACACUUCAAGAGAUUCGACAACAGUUUGAAACUGCCUUCAAAUCAGGCGCCAUGACCAAAAUCCAGAACUCUGUUUCAUUGACUGGUGUGCGAGAUUCGAGUUCAGCCUCGAUUCUCAGUGCGUUGGUCGAACUCGGAAAGAAGCUUCGAAAACGUACUGCGGGAUCACAAGCUCUGCCCAAAAAUGAAGUCGAAGUCGCCCUUCGAAAAGAAUUCGAAGAACUCUUGAAAGGCGGACAACUCGAUGACAUUAUCAAUCCCCUACUGGGAACGGAUGGGUUGGAUAUUCAUAUGGACACUCCUACGGAAAUCCUUCAUACAAUACUUCUGGGCGUCGUCAAGUAUUUUUGGGGGCAGACAGUGUUUCUUCUCAAGAAAGCAAAGUUUCUCCACAUCUUCCAGUGUCAGCUCGAGUCCAUUGACAAAGACGGCCUCAAUGCUCCCUGCCUGAACGCAGACUAUAUCUGCCACUAUAAAGAUAGUCUAAUCGGUAAGCAUUUCAAAAGUUUGGUGCAAGUUAUGCCAUUCAUCAUUCACGACCUUGUUCCUCCGCCGGUCCUCAAUGCCUGGACAGUGAUUGGUGAACUUGUCGUGCUUGUCUGGCAUACGAAAAUUACAGAUACGGAAGCAUAUCUUGCAAUACUGUCUCGAACCAUCGAAGAUUUCUUGAAUGUCAUGACACAAUGUGCACCGAGCAUCCUGAUAAGCAAACCAAAGUUUCAUUUCCUCGUCCAUCUUCCUGCGUACAUUCGGCAUUUCGGCCCUGCGAUUGUUUUUUCAACUGAGCGAUACGAGUCAUUCAAUCAUGUAUUCCGUUUAUCGUGCAUCCACAGCAACCGACAGGCGCCAAGUAGAGAUACUUGCAGGAUCUUUUCACACCAGGACACGGUCAAACACAUCGCUACCGGCGGAUACUGGCAUGAUCCCACAGUUAAGAAAUGGGUCUGUGCGGGAGUACAGGUUCUAUGUUACCUUGACGAACAUCCCGAACAAGCAAAGCUUCUUGGCAUACCGAAUUUGAGUCAUAAUCCUCCAAUACCUGGUUCAGGAAGAAUUGAAACCACUACUCCCACUGCGACACAGAAGUCAGUGCGAAAAGAUGUGGUCCUGUGGAGCACUACUCGUUGUGCGAAGAUUCUUGGGACUGCUCGGCCCGGAAUCGAGCUUUAUCAGGCCAAGUCAGUUCCGGCGGACAGGAAGUUGUAUAUUGGACGUAUUCGUGAGAUUCUCGUGUCAUCCCAGGACAGUCAAACUGCAGAUCAUGUUGCGCUCCAGCUCUUCACAUUUGCAGCUGCUCUGCACCCGUCUCUCCACCUGCCGUGCAUUGAUCUUACCAACAACGAGACAGUUUCAACUGAACGGAUAGAGACCUCUCGAACGAAGGCCACAGUCAAACACAAGUCCACGCCAAACUUUUUUCUCAAUGUCUAUUCCGUGCAUAACUACGCUCACAUCCAACGUGUUGUUCCCGAUACGCUUCGAGAGACACCACUUCAGGUUACCAAUGUAGCUGAAGUCCGCGCUAUGGCCAUACGCCAACUACGAGACAAGAGAGCAGCGAAGAAAGGUGGAGAUAUGUCUCAACUGGCAGGUAGUGGCGAGGGUAUGGACGCUCAGCCAUCUUUAGCGCCACCUUCUGCCUUUGAUCAUGCUCCGGCUAAACCACGGAAGUCUGCACCUAAAGCCAAAGCAAAACCGGCCAAAGCAAGCGCAAGUGGCUCGAGUGUGCAGGGAAAAAGGAAGACGGCACCUACUCAGCAAAAUUCGGAAGCAUCAAUGCAACAUCAAAUCGUCUUUACACCACCAAUGGGACCUCCGCAACAUGUUUACUCACAGGCACUCCAGCCACCCCAUCCUCCACAUCAUUCGUCACCUCCACUCCACCAAUCACCACCCCCGUUGUAUUGCCCUCCCCCACAGUCAUAUUUUCCCUCUCAAUUCCAUGCUCCGCCAUCUCUACCUGCUCAUCAUAUUCACCCAACUCAUCGGCAAACACAAAACGUGCAGGGCACCCCAGUGGAUCCACUUUCUGCAGUGCAGGCCUCUAAUCGCUAUAUGACCUUGACGCCUCGCUUUCCUUCUGACCAUCCACAGCCCCGGCAUACUGGCUCUAUCUCUGGACCCUCCAGCUCUUCUCGUGCCCCACCAUUACACCAAUUUCAACCCUUCAUGUCUCCAGCACACCACCCGCCACAUAAUGUUGAAGGCUGCUUCCCACAGCCUCACUCAGGCUAUCCUCCCCAAGAAUCUCAGGCUCGAUAUCUGCAGAGUCAGCACUGCUACCCUCAGUUUGGUGCACCAUAUCCUGGCGGAAUGUGA